This is a messenger RNA of Cavia porcellus (domestic guinea pig), 3696 nucleotides long. RefSeq names its product acyl-CoA oxidase 3, pristanoyl (gene Acox3). Gene Ontology annotation, biological process: fatty acid beta-oxidation using acyl-CoA oxidase; lipid homeostasis. Lineage: Eukaryota; Metazoa; Chordata; Mammalia; Rodentia; Caviidae. Bases 429 to 2555 code for a protein of 708 amino acids. The record is from RefSeq and is a predicted model, not a curated record. The transcript is spliced from 19 exons. Gene Ontology annotation, molecular function: FAD binding; fatty acid binding; pristanoyl-CoA oxidase activity. Gene Ontology annotation, cellular component: peroxisome.
GGCCAUGCCCCCCUCAGGACGACGUGAGGGGCGGGGCCAGAUGGCCGGCUGGUGUUGUGUGGGUUUGCUGGGUCGCCCUAGGAUCGCUUGCGGCGCGAUCGUGGAAACUGAGGCCAGGGACCAAAUCGAGUGAGGUCCCACGCGAGGGUCGCACGUGCAGAGAUCCGCGCGCGGGGCCAGACGCAGGAAGGAGCUCACCGGGCAGCUGCUGCUUCCGGAGACUAGCAGGGGACAGCAGUCUCUUCUGCCGCCACAGAGAGGUCACGAGACAGACUUGAAGUGUAGCAGCAGGUCUCCUGGUUGGGAUUCUGGAUUCACGAACCUUGGAGAGGGGAGGUCAGCGGGACUUUAAGAGGGUCAGCCUAAGUUUGCCAGUCUUGUCAGAGAAUCAGCUUUGCUUUCCCCUGGGUUUUCUCCGUCCCACUAGGAUGGCGCCUGCACCGGAAGGAAGCGGUGAUGUCCUGUGGUCAGAUCCCUCUAGGGGACCCCUUGAUGCCUACCGAAUGCGAGCCUCCUUCAGCCCCAGGGAACUGCAGCUCUUCUGGGAAGGCGAGGACACACUGCGCUUCAAGAAGGCCGUCUUCUUGGCUUUGGAGAAGGACCCGCUCUUCGCUGGCUCCCGCGGGAUGGACCUGUCCCUGGAGAAGUACCGCGAGCUGAGCUUCCUCCGAUGCAAGCGCAUCUUUGAGUACGGCUUAUUUGGCUUGGGCAGCCUGGACCAGAGCCUGGGCAGCCUGGACCAGAGCCUGCUGCGGUUCCCAGUCCUGUUCUCUUGCCUGGGCGCGUAUGACUGGUCUCUGGGUGCCAAGUUAGCCCUCCACCUGAUGGUGUUUGGAUCAGCUCUUUACAGCCUUGGCUCUGAGCGGCAUCUCAGAUACAUUGAAAAGCUCUUGAACAUGGAGAUCUUUGGCUGUUUCGCUCUGACUGAACUGAGCCAUGGGAGCAACACCCAGGCCAUCAGGACUACUGCGCACUACGACCCUGCCACGGAGGAGUUCAUCAUCCAUUCCCCUGACUUCGAAGCUGCCAAAUUUUGGGUGGGCAACCUGGGCAAGACAGCGACCCACGGGGUGGUUUUUGCGCAGCUGUACACGCCAGAUGGCCAGUGCCACGGGCUGCACCCCUUCAUGGUACAGAUCCGGGACCCGAAGACACUGCUCCCCAUGCCAGGUGUGAUGGUUGGCGACAUGGGGUGGAAGCUCGGGCAGAACGGCCUGGACAAUGGUUUCGCCAUGUUCCACAAAGUGAGAAUUCCCCGCCAGGACCUACUGAACCGGGCCGGGGAUGUCACCCCGCAGGGCACCUAUGUCACCGCCUUUAAGGAUGCCAGACAGCGCUUUGGGGCGUCCCUGGGCAGCCUGUCCUCAGGGCGCAUCUGUAUCACCAGCGUGUGCGUGACGAACCUACAGCAAGCCGUGUGUAUCGCGGUCCGCUUCUCAGCCACACGGCGCCAGUUUGGCCCCACGGAGGAGGCGGAGGAGAUCCCCGUGCUCGAGUACCGGCUGCAGCAAUGGCGCCUGCUCCCGUAUCUGGCAGCAGCCUAUGCCCUGGACCACUUCUCCAAGUCGCUAUUGCUGGACCUGAAGGGACUAUACCAAGGUCUGCUCAGCGGAGACCGCUCGGCCCAGCAGGCAGAGCUUGGCCGGGAGAUCCACGCUCUGGCGGCGGCUGCCAAGCCCCUGGUCUCCUGGACAGCGCAGCGGGGGAUCCAGGAGUGCCGGGAGGCAUGUGGGGGGCAUGGCUAUUUGGCCGUGAACCGAUUGGGCGACCUCAGGAAUGACAAUGAUCCGAACAGCACCUAUGAAGGUGACAACAACGUCCUGCUGAGGCAGACCAGCAGGUACCUGCUGAGCUUCCUGGAGCACCAGGGGCAAGAUGGAGCUUGCUUCCAGAGCCCUCUGCAGACCAUGGACUUCCUGCAGGCCUACCCCGGCAUGCUUAGCCAGAAGUUUCAGGGCACCAGAGUGGCCGACUGGCUGGAGCCCGCAGCCCCCCUGGCGGCAUACACGUGGCUGGUUUGCUACCUGCUCCGAAGGAGUCACCAGAAAGUCACCCAGGAGAAGAGAUCAGGGCACAGCGACUUCGAAGUGGUGAACAGCAGCCAGGUCUAUCACCUCCGGACACUGGCCCUGGCCUUCAUAGAGCUGACCGUGGUGCAGAGGUUCCACAAGCAUACGCAUGGCCCCGACGUGCCACCUGCUCUGCAGGCUGUGCUCGGCCGGCUCAGCGCACUCUACGCCUUGUGGUCCCUGAGCCAGCACACAGCUCUGCUGUACCAAGGUGGCUACCUCUCUGGCGAGCAGGCAGGUCAAGCCCUGGAGGACGCCAUCCUGGAGCUGUGUGCCCAGCUGAAAGAUGAUGCAGUGGCCCUGGUGGACGUGAUUGCCCCUCCUGACUUUAUUCUGAACUCCCCGAUUGGCAGAGCUGAUGGCGAGCUGUACAAGAACCUGUGGGGCGCUGUGCUGCAGGGCCGUGGCGUGCUGGAGCGGGCGUCCUGGUGGCAGGAAUUCUCCGUGCACCGACCCGUGGUGGGCAGCCUCAAGUCCAAGCUGUAGGCACCGGUGGCAGGCAGACAGACAGGGACCUGGAGUCUGGCUGCAGAGACACCUGGAUGAUCCUGUCACACAGGGCCACACUGGGCAGGUCGCACCGGAUUGCGGGGUCCACUGGGGUCGGGUGAUUUGCUAUGGGGACAAGGCGCUCGCGUGACCGAGUCUUCCUGGGGGUCCAGGGCUUUGGUGAUGGGAUCUGGCACAAGGGCCAAGUGUAACGUAUUCAGGAUUUUCUGGCCAGAUCAUCUUUUGAAUUCAUCUGAGAUUUUUUUUUACACAACUCCACUUCUCUGAGAAAUUAACAUGCUGCUCUGAUUCCCUGCCAACUCCAGUUUGACUCUGUCACACGUAAUCAAUUGUAUUAGCACCUGAUUAGUUUGUCAUGUGAAUCUCUGAACAACAUAGUUGAAGAUUGUAAGAAAAACUUUUAAUGACUUUCCUUUGUGGAGUGAGAAGUUUCCCCUGAGAAUGUGCCGCGGAAGCAGCCAGUAACCUGAAGGGCUGGACCGUGCGGCUGCUGGCGGGCCCUGUGUGCAAACUACUCUGGUGCGGUGGGUUUAGUCCGUUUGUCCCCAGCAGUGCCCUUGUCCAUCCUGGCUGUGCCUCAGCAAAGUCUUACGCUUGACAUGCCCUGUGGUGCCAGCCAGGGGGCACACGAACUCUUUGUGCCUUUUAGGAAGUUUCGGUCCACUCAGCCCCUCCCUUCUGCUGUUCUAGAAAAUGAGAAUCAGAGUUCCAGACUCAGCUGUGCCAUGGGUUGGUACAGACCUCAGAGGAGCUUUAGGGGCUGCUCCUGCAGAGAGCCAGGUCUCAGACACUCAGGGCCCCGGGGUCAGCUACCUGCUGCAGUUACCAGCCCAAGGCACCAGGAAGGUUGAAGUGGGGGACCUGCCAGGGGAUGCCCUGCUCCCUCAUCCUGGGACAGGGCUGUCAGGCUAGCUGGGUCAGGCAGGCCUCGGGAAGCCUGCAGGGGACAUUGCAGGGGUACAGAACCCUACACAGCUCCUGCCGGGGAGACUACCUGCCCACCCCAGUGCCAGUCCAGUCCCAGGUGGGGUUGGGGCGGGCUGAGACACUGGGGUGACAUUAGAAAAAUUCCAUUCUGAGUAAAAGUCAUUUAAACAAUAAAGCAGUUAAAAUUGAA